AUCACAACGACAAUCAAAGUUCUCACUUCAACAAAUCCUCAACAACAACCACCGUUUACUCCCAUCAAUUCCUUCUCUCUCCCCUUUUCCUCUCAAAGAUUAUUUCUGGCUAGUUUUUCUCCAAAUAUAGCUUUCACGAUUUGUGGCCUAAGAGCUAGCUAGCUUAUGUAGCUUCUUCUAUGUAGCUUAAAAGAAAUUGAUAUCAAGAGGCCAAAAGAAAUGGGGCUGUUGUCCAGAAAAGCCACGUGCAACUCUCAUGGGCAAGAUUCUCCUUACUUCCUAGGAUGGCAAGAAUACGAGAAAAACCCCUACGAUGAAGCCAAGAAUCCAAAAGGAAUUAUUCAGAUGGGUCUUGCAGAGAAUCAGCUCUCCUUUGAUCUUCUUGAGUCUUGGAUGGCCAAAAACCCAGACGCAGCUGGUUUUAAGAGAGAUGGGCAAUCCAUCUUCAGAGAGCUUGCUCUUUUCCAAGAUUAUCAUGGCCUCCCUGCAUUCAAAAAGGCAUUGGUUGAUUUCAUGGCUGAAAUCAGAGGAAACAAAGUAACGUUUGAUCCAAAUCACAUGGUACUCACCGCCGGUGCAACUGCUGCAAAUGAAACUCUGAUGUUCUGUCUCGCCGAAGAAGGCGACGCUUUACUUCUUCCUACGCCAUAUUAUCCAGGAUUUGAUAGAGAUCUCAAAUGGCGACCUGGGGUUGAGAUUGUACCAAUCCAGUGUACCAGCUUUAAUCGCUUCCAAAUCACUGCAUCGGCCCUCGAAGAAGCUUAUCAACAAGCACAAAAAAAGAACUUGAGGGUGAAAGGGGUCUUAGUCACCAACCCCUCUAAUCCAUUGGGCACAACAAUGACAAGAGGCGAAUUAGACCUACUCAUUAACUUCAUUACUGCCAAAGAAAUCCAUUUAAUAAGCGAUGAAAUUUACUCCGGAACUGUUUUUAGCUCUCCAGCCUUCGUAAGUAUCAUGGAAGUAUUAAAAGAUAGAAACCUCGAGAACACUGAAGUCUGGGACAGAGUUCACAUUGUUUAUAGUCUUUCAAAGGAUCUGGGUCUCCCUGGUUUUCGAGUUGGUGCAAUUUACUCCAACGAUCCCAUUGUUGUGGCUGCCGCCACAAAAAUGUCCAGCUUUGGCCUAGUUUCUUCCCAGACUCAAUACCUUCUCUCCGCCAUGCUAUCCGAUAAGAAAUUCACGAAAGAAUACAUUUCCAAAAAUCACAAGAGGCUCCAAAAGCGACAGAGCAAGCUGGUUUCAGGCCUGGAAAAAGCCGGCAUCAGCUGCUUAGAAAGCAAUGCCGGGUUGUUCUGUUGGGUUGACAUGAGGCACCUUUUGAGCUCCAACACAUUUGAAGCAGAAAUGGAGCUUUGGAAGAGAAUAGUUUACGAUGUUAAACUAAACAUUUCCCCCGGUUUUUCAUGUCAUUGCACUGAACCAGGCUGGUUCCGAGUUUGCUUCGCAAACAUGUCCGAAGACACCCAAAAGCUCGCCAUGCAACGAUUGAAGUCCUUCGUUGAUUCCAUGACCAUUAACAGCCAGAGCCACCAAGAAUUAAAAAACGCAAGAAGAAAGUCCCGCACCAAAUGGGUUUUCCGGCUAUCGUUCCAAUCUUUCCAUGAUCGGGAGCAAGAUGAACGAUAAGUCUGGUCAUAUUUUUAGAAGUGUGAACACAUUGUUCAUUUUGAACAUACCUUUUUCAGAUUUUUUUUUUUUGCUUCAAAAGUUAUUUCUUUAAUUGCAGACAGAGAGAAAGAGAAACUGCACUCAGUCCAUGUUGGGAUUUGAAGUGUGUUUAGUUUCAUUUGUAUAAUUUACGUUACCACUUGGCAUGAAAAUCAUCUUGGAUUCGUCAAAUUAUUAUACUAAAUAAUUUGUCAGUAUAAAUUCUACAUCAAUCUACAU
This is a messenger RNA of Theobroma cacao (cacao), 1890 nucleotides long. Its product is annotated as 1-aminocyclopropane-1-carboxylate synthase 3-like. Gene Ontology annotation, molecular function: 1-aminocyclopropane-1-carboxylate synthase activity; pyridoxal phosphate binding; transaminase activity. The record is from RefSeq and is a predicted model, not a curated record. Gene Ontology annotation, biological process: amino acid metabolic process; biosynthetic process. NCBI's taxonomy places the organism in Eukaryota, Viridiplantae, Streptophyta, Magnoliopsida, Malvales, Malvaceae.